AUGAAGCUGCAGGAUUUCGUCAAGUUCCUCGUUUGCGUUUUCGUGCUGUCCGCGAAACAGAUUCGCUGCGAGGAUCUCAACUCCCCUAACACUGGGGAGGAUGUAGUAAGAAGGACGCGUGGCAUUUUAGACAGCUUAUUCGGCAGGUUCAAAAGUUGCGGAAAUUGCAUGUGCGGGCGGCCUAAUCGGUCUGGUGAAGGACGACUCCUAGGUGGAGAAUAUACGCAAGCACACGAAUUCCCAUGGCUGGCGAACAUCCAUGUAAAAUCACAGUUACUCCUCAGUGGAGUUCUGAUAAACGAUCGCUACGUCUUAACCGCAGCUAGCCAACUGGUUAGCGUAACAGCACCGGAGAUAAAAGUGACCCUUGGAGAACACGAUCGAUGCAAUUUAGAUGUAUCAUCGGCAAGAGUUAGCGUAGAAUCUCUAAGUCUGUAUCCAGAAUACAAUCCAGACUCACACGCUCACGACUUGGCACUGAUAAAAUUGAGCCAAUCGAUUAAAUUCGAAAGGAGGAUGUCGCCUAUCUGCUUACCCAAUCCAGGUUCGACUUACCUUGGACAAGUAGGAACCUUGGCUGGAUGGACAAUAAGUAAAACAGAGGACAGCAACAACAAUCAAACCUGUCGACCGCGAAAAUUAGGCCUUCCAAUUUUGGGUUACAAUGAAUGUAUAAGGUCCGGAUUAAAUCCCACGAAUUUUCACAAUGACUCCGGCUGCGCUGGUGUUUUGGGCGGGAGUUCCAUCGUAUGCGAGAACGACGUAGGUUCUUCGGUGCAAUAUCGUUCGUAUGCAGGAGUUUAUGAUCUCGUUGGAAUAAUUUCGGAUAUAAACGAAUGCGGCACCGUCCCUGCAGUUUCGAUUUUCACGAGAGUGGGUCCUCAUUUGAACUGGCUGUUACAACAAACCAAAGAUGCGUGCUACUGUACUAAAUAG
This is a messenger RNA of Colletes gigas, 936 nucleotides long. RefSeq names its product vitamin K-dependent protein C-like. Gene Ontology annotation, biological process: proteolysis. The coding region runs from base 1 to 936 and encodes 311 amino acids. NCBI's taxonomy places the organism in Eukaryota, Metazoa, Arthropoda, Insecta, Hymenoptera, Colletidae. Gene Ontology annotation, molecular function: serine-type endopeptidase activity. The transcript is spliced from 7 exons. The record is from RefSeq and is a predicted model, not a curated record.